Molecule: messenger RNA, 2747 nt
Organism: Silurus meridionalis
Lineage: Eukaryota; Metazoa; Chordata; Actinopteri; Siluriformes; Siluridae
Gene: yy1b
Product: YY1 transcription factor b
Exons: 6
Coding region: 637-1794 (385 amino acids)
Biological process (GO): regulation of transcription by RNA polymerase II
Cellular component (GO): PcG protein complex; transcription regulator complex
Molecular function (GO): RNA polymerase II cis-regulatory region sequence-specific DNA binding; DNA-binding transcription factor activity, RNA polymerase II-specific
Source: RefSeq, a predicted model, not a curated record
UUAUUACUUGCUUUCAGGUACAUAAGAUAAAAUUGUGAGAAUGUUUUGCAUAGAUUAAAUAGUAUGAUCAGUUUGUGAGAUUUGUACAGGAGUUGACCUCAACAGCGUCCCCUAGAGGCAAUAACACUCCUUGCCACAAACUCUGAAGACUCAAAGAAUCUGAAUGGGUUUUUGAAUGAGGUUUUAUUCGUCGCUUAUUGUGCUUUGUAUUUCAUUUUCACUUAUCUGACAGAGUGACAGUUCAAGAGAAAAUGAAUUGAUUCUCUAAAUAUCCUUUAAAUGAAUAAGAAAUAAAAAAACCUAAUAUUCUGAGGUUUUGUGAUAGAUCUUUUCUGACAUAAUUGUGCGUUAAGUAUUAAAAGGGCUUAUUUAUUAUAUUGCUCACCCUCCAUCCGUCAUAAAUUGGCUGUCUGAAAUCUCGCGAGACUUGAAAGUAGAGCGGCGAGGCGCCGUGAUCUCGCCGAGAGGCGAAGUGGAGAUAUUUGUAUUGCCGACGAGAGGAGGGAAGCGAUCGUUUCGCUGAGGGGGUGUGUAUGUGUAUGUAAGUGUGUGUAAGUUAGUGGGGCAACAAGCGCUGCGCGCGCAUAUGUAUAUGUGUGUGCAAGUAAGUAAGCAAGCAAGCUGGCGGAAUUUAACAUGGCAUCCGGCGAAACGCUGUAUAUUGAGACGGACGGCUCGGAGAUGCCGGCUGAAAUAGUGGAACUUCACGAGAUCGAAGUGGAGACCAUCCCGGUGGAAACGAUAGAGACAACCGUGGUCGGAGGCGACGACGACGAGGAUGAGGAGGACGAUGAGGAUGAGGAUGACGAGCACCAGCCCAUGAUCGCCCUGCAGCCGCUGGUAACAGAUGACCCGAGUCAGGUCCACCAUCAGGAGGUGAUCCUGGUGCAGACCCGGGAGGAGGUGGUUGGAGGGGACGAGUCCGAUCUGCGGACAGACGACGGGUUUGAGGACCAGAUCCUCAUCCCGGUGCCUGCUCCAGGGUCUGAGGAGGAGUACAUCGGACAGACUCUGGUCACGGUAGCCGGGAAGAGUUCCGUGGGCCGUAUGAAGAAAGGGGGAAGCAGUGGGAAGAAAGCGAGUAAAAAGUCGUACCUGAGCGCCAGCGAGGCCACCGGGAGAAAAUGGGAGCAAAAACAGGUGCAGAUAAAGACACUGGAAGGGGAAUUCUCCGUGACGAUGUGGGCGUCGGAUGAUAAAAAGGACAUUGACCAUGAAACAGUGGUGGAGGAGCAGAUUAUUGGCGAGAACUCGCCUCCAGAUUACUCUGAAUACAUGACUGGAAAAAAGCUUCCUCCUGGUGGCAUCCCGGGCAUCGACCUGUCUGACCCCAAACAGCUUGCAGAAUUUGCCAGUUACAAUAGCGGCUCUUUGGGUCGCGCCCCAGUACGAAUGAAACCACGAAAGGUCAAAGAGGACGACGCACCCAGAACGAUAGCCUGCCCCCACAAAGGAUGCACGAAGAUGUUCAGGGAUAACUCUGCAAUGAGAAAGCACCUCCACACCCACGGGCCCCGGGUCCAUGUGUGUGCAGAGUGCGGGAAAGCCUUCGUAGAGAGUUCAAAACUAAAGCGCCACCAACUUGUUCACACCGGAGAAAAACCUUUUCAGUGUACUUUUGAGGGCUGCGGGAAACGUUUCUCCCUGGACUUUAACCUCCGCACACAUGUGCGAAUUCACACCGGAGACCGCCCAUACGUCUGUCCUUUCGACGGCUGCAAUAAAAAAUUUGCUCAGUCUACCAAUCUUAAGUCUCACAUCCUGACACAUGCAAAAGCCAAAAACAACCAAUGAGCAGCUCUGUUCUGGAUUGUUUUUUUCUUUCACACCUGAAUCCAGCCUCAACGUGACAGCAUCUUAAAACACUGGAGGAAUGAACUGUGCGCUUCUGUAGUUCUCCUAAGGAGUGCGGAAACGACGACCCAAUGGAUUUGCGGUUUAAUCAUGGCAUAUUGUAAAAGACACAAAGUGAAACAUUGGAAACCCCUGUUUCUGAGCGUGUAUCCCUUACCGAGGAGCAGAGCACGGCCGUGUCCGGCCCAGCUGCUCGUCCCACGCUGUGAUGGUUUACCGCAGCCAGCAGAAUGAUGGCUCUCCUGGACACUCAUCUGUAGACGUUGCUAUUUACCACAGUAAGGAACAAGAACAUUUUGGCAGUUGCUUCAUUUCUUUUCACUAUUACAUACAUUUCACCAGUCUGCAUAGAUAUAGCUUUUAAUUUUGUAUUUUUCUCAAGUGUGCAUAUUGUACACUUAUUUUUGGAAUGUACUUAGUAUUGCAACCAUGUGAUUAUUCUUUAUCCCUGAGGACUUAAGGUUUUGCUUAGGGUGUGUUCUUGAAAGGGUGGUUAUAGUUACUGUAAGACAAUACUUCAAAAGUAUUUUAUGUAAAAAGAUAUCUUUUUGUUUGUUUCAUUUUGUCUUUGGUUGUAAUCUAACCAUUGAAUAACCUUGUAUAUGUGUAUUGUAUGGAUGUAUGAAGAUCUUGUAGAAAUGGGCAGCAGUGUGAUUUCAAGUGCUUUAAAGCAUUGUCAUCAGUUGCUUUCUUCUUUUGUUACACCGUCUCACAUGGCAAAGAAACCUUCAUUCACUUUUAAACCCAUAUAUUGAACCACAAUCUCACAAUAAACCACAAUGUGAGAGUUCAUUUCUUUUUGUUUUGUAAUGUAUUAUAAAUCAUGAAAUAUUCUUUGUUAAUAAUUACAUUGUCAUGUAUUUCAGUCAACAAUUAAACAUCAAUGUCUCAAA